This is a messenger RNA of Mycena citricolor, 1893 nucleotides long. The record is from the annotation of a GenBank genome assembly. Lineage: Eukaryota; Fungi; Basidiomycota; Agaricomycetes; Agaricales; Mycenaceae.
UCUAUCUCUGCUUGCUCCUCCUCCUCCCUCCGUCGCGAUGAGACCGCUCUCCCUGGCCCUCGUUCUGACUCUUGUCGGCGCAUCCCUCGCGCAGGAGCUGCUGAUCCGCGAUGGCCAUGGCCACGGCCACGGCCACCACGCACAACCGCUGCUCGAGCUGAACGAGACGGAGAUCACGCUGUACCACGAUCCGACUCCUCCGUCGUACUACACCAUCGAUUGGGAUGUGCUGGAUCCGAAGCGACAUCCAGGACUGAUCAUCACGCACGCGCUCCUCAUGUUCUUCGCGUUUUUCGUGUGCCUGCCAAUGGGCCUCGCCCUGCGAUCGGCCAAGCACCCUCUGCGCGGGGUCGCCGUCGGCGCCUUCUAUGGCACGUUUCUGCUCGCGUGUUCGGCCAGCUCGCUGUACAGGAAGACGACGCCGGACAUGUAUCCGCACCAACGCCACUCGCGGCAUGGCUAUCUGCUCCUGUUUGCGUCCUUGGCGCUCACCGCGAUCGACACAUUUGCUGCUUCCGUGCGCAUAUUCCAGUACGUCCGCGCGGGCCGGCCGUAUUCGUUCCGCGGGUUAUGGUCGUCGGCGGUGGGCCGGGAAAUGGAGGACGAGGCGGCGAAUGCAGAGUACGCCGGCUUGAUCAGCGAGGAACCCGAGUCGAUGGAGGAGGCGGGGCACGAAAUGAAGCGCGGACGGACCUCGUACGACCACGGCACGACCGCGCAGUGGGCCAACCACGUGCGCCACCACUCGACGCAUUCCGACGGCACGCUCUUCAUGCCGUCGUCGCCGCAUUCCGAGGCGACGCUGCACGACGCCCACCUUCCGUUUGUCCCUCGCGUGUCGCUCGUCCGGCGGAUCGGGCGAGCCCUUUUCGCGAUCACCGAACGGCUCAUCAUCGUCACGGCGUUCGGCAUUUCCUUAUCGGGCAUCGUGGUCUAUACGGGAGGAUGCAGACAGAACUACAUCAACGGGUGCCUGGCCCAUCUCAUCAAAGGCGGCAUCUUCUGGUGCUAUGGAAUCGCGUCCUUUGCCCGCUAUCUCGGCUGGGGGGCUGGCAUCGGGUGGGCCUGGAACCUCCCUCCCCAGUCGGGCAAGCCCACCGCCGAGUUCGUCGAGUCCGCGGUCAUCUUCAUCUACGGAAUCACCAACGUAUGGAUGGAGAGAUUCGGCGCACAAGCGGGCGAUCCCUUCACGACUAAGCAGCUUCAGCACAUCGGAAUCGCGAUCAUGUUCUGGGGCGCCGGUCUCGUGGGGAUGGCCGUCGAGAGCAAGGUCGUGCGCCGCUGGCUCGCGGGGCUCGCUGUCAAUUCCUCGGAGACGGUCUCCGAGCCAAAAACAUACACGGCCAGCUUCAACCCCUUCCCCGCUCUCGUCAUCGGAGUCACCGGAUCGGUGAUGGCUGCGCACUUCCAGACAUAUCUGUUCCAGGUGCAGAUCCACAGUCUCUGGGGCAACCUUCUCCUCGCGUUUGCCGUCAUGCGUUGCAUCACGUACUUCUUUGUUUGGGUUUCGCCACCCAAGUCCACCCUGCCCUCGAGACCGCCGACUGAAGCGCUGGCGAGCUUUUUCUUGACUGCCGGAGGCAUCAGCUUCAUGUUCUCCACCGAGGAGCUCACCAUCGCUGCGAUGCGCCGGGGCCGGGAUGAUAUCAUGCUGUUCGUUGUCGCUGCUGUUGCAUUCACUUGCAUUGCUUUCUGCUGGACAAUAGGUGUGGUGGGAUUCCAUGCCUGGGUGAAGCAGCGGUCAAAACCGGCUGUUUCCUAUCGCGACACUGCUUGAUCUUGCGUGUGUGCUGUAUCUUUAUUUCACGACCUUUCACGCCUGCUGCAAACUGUAUCUUACGUCUUUGUUGUUGUUGUUUUUCCACGUUGAAUAAUUACCAAAGCAUUAUCCAA